This is a messenger RNA of Periconia digitata, 1767 nucleotides long. The record is from the annotation of a GenBank genome assembly. NCBI's taxonomy places the organism in Eukaryota, Fungi, Ascomycota, Dothideomycetes, Pleosporales, Periconiaceae.
AAAUUCUUUGUUCCCGCGCAUCCCAUCAUGACGCAACGAGUUACCGGCCAGCGCUUUCGUCAACGCAAGCUAUCUACCAAGCAGAACCUCCCUGUCCUACGCGAAAAGGACAUCGAGCAGCUGGCCGAUGAUGAUGCGACGCGGCACAUUCCCAAAGUCGAGACGGGCGUGGAAAAAGGAGAGGAAAUCGAGCACCAUUUGCAGGCCGUCAUAUCCGCUGCACAGGCAGCAGCUCAAGGCGGCGGGAAGAUUGCCCAGCUGUAUAUCCCCACCCCAGAUGCUGUCGCUAGCAAACUGCAAUAUGAAGACGUCUACCCAAAGAAGUUCACGCAGCCUGCAACGUACAUCCGCUUCUCUUCCACUGUAGAAGAUACCAUAGGGUGUCCGUACUGCAUGAACGGCGAAGAUGCUGCAUGGUUGAAGCAAUAUAACAAAAACAAAAAGGGCGUCCAGUGUACCGAAGAUGACCUUGAACAAGCCAUCAAUUUCUUCGAAGAGACGACUCAGACAAAGCAGCCGUAUGCCUCUGUAGACAAUUCUCCUGUUCUUGCGUAUGAUGACCUGGAGCUCGAGUUUGACGAAACCAUUGGCGAAUCGGCGAGGAAAUUCGCAAAGGACAUCUAUGAGCAUUGGAAGCAAGAACGACUGCGUAGAAGCGGUCGUCCAUUAAUGCCCGCCCUCAAGUUCGAAACCAACCUCGAAACCGACGAUGCUGACCCGUAUGUGUGUUUCCGCCGUCGCGAAGUGCGAUUGGCUAGAAAAACUCGUGGUCGUGAUGCACAGGUCACGGAGAAGCUCAAGAAGCUCAGAAAGGAGCUGGAAGACGGCCGUUUCCUCAUGGCCCAGGUAAAGCGGCGCGAGCUGCUCAUGCGUGAACAACUAGCAUUGGACAAACAGAUUUUCCAACAGCGCAGUGAUGUCAAAGAGAUCAAACGAAGGCUGAGUAUCAAGACUGAUGACGAAGACCUUCUCAUCAACCAAAGGCCUGUUGCCAAACCAAAGGCACCAAGAGUCGAUACACAAGUCGUACAUCGGAAUAUCCCUGGCAUGGGACCCAAAUCACAAGCCACGCGUCCUGAUGGCCGCUUAGUUGAUUCGGAUCUUGUCUAUCUCGAAGACCAGCUAGCCAAGAAGACCGAGCUGAUCGAUAACUUCAUCGAAGAAAAUCUCCACAAGCACCAGAAAUGGAACCAAGGGUGGGUCGAUGCAACAUGGCGUCCAAUCACACCACCUUUGGAACAAGUCUCGUCCAAAUCAGAUUUCCGGCGAGUCUAUACUGAUUCGCAACUGCUGACGCCUCCCACAUCAUCGUCUUCAAUGGAAAACAACAAUGCCAGUGCUGUAGAAAAGUCGAAAAAGUCGAACGAACCGCGCAGAAAUGCGCGGAUACGGUUUGCAACGCCCCCUGAUGAUGUGCCAUACCAGGAUCAAUCUCGGUUCCGGCGUCGAACAGGUCGCGGUGGUCGCAUCAUGGUGGAUCGCCGUGGCGUCAAGCGUCAGAAGAUCGAAGACUUCGAUGAGCGGGUUGCUGACCGAUACAACUAUGCGGGCGAGAGUAGCGAGGACGAGCAAGUCCAUCCGGUUGAUUGGACUGACAACCUGCACAUCCGCUACCGAAUCAUGAUUGAGCGACAAGGCGAGAACAGAAACGUCCAACAAGCAGCCGCUGCUGCCGCCGCUUCGCAGAGUCGAAAGUCGAUCGAGAACCAUAAUCGGUCCGUGUCAGGGCAUUUGCUGCCCCCCGGCGGCACCCCAAAAGCCGGGUAA